GGAACUUAUUCCUGAUACCCAUAAUUCUCUGGUUUACGGUUAUAACAACUGAUCUAAACUGAAUUUGUAGAUAAAUUGUCGGACGAAUCAUGGCGGAAGUUACUACAAAUAAUGUCUGGUUCCUCGCAGUUGCUGUUAUUUUUCUUCCUCUUACAGCGACUUCAGUAACAUGGACAGCACCUCCUCCUCAGUGGACUCAGACGAAUCCAAAUGUCAUUAGAACGGUCAACAUGUCAGUGUUGAAAGGGAGUACUCAGGUGGCUUUGAGGUGGAGUUACACUCUGUCAUCUGGCUCCCUGGUAUCAACUACAUUUUCUAUAAGAUUGAAUGAUGGCAGCUUCGAUGAUAUUGGAACGAUAUCUGGUGGUAAUCCUAUAGCAUUUGACAAAAAUGAUUACCGAACACGUUUUGAUAUCAGUAGAAGUGAACAGGCCACCUUGAUAAUAAACAGAGUCACUCAAACAGAAGAAACUACCUUCCAGUGCAAGCUUACAACGGACUCAAACGUAUGGAGUUACAGAAUACGAGUCAUUGUAGCAGGUGAGCAUUGUAAUGUAUAUUUAAACAAUAACCUCCAUUUGGCGCGAUAAUAUGCUAGGAUAUUUGUC
Messenger RNA from Orbicella faveolata, 608 nucleotides. RefSeq lists its product as uncharacterized. Gene Ontology annotation, biological process: protein phosphorylation; multicellular organism development; cell surface receptor protein tyrosine kinase signaling pathway. Gene Ontology annotation, cellular component: plasma membrane; signaling receptor complex. The record is from RefSeq and is a predicted model, not a curated record. Gene Ontology annotation, molecular function: transmembrane receptor protein tyrosine kinase activity; ATP binding. NCBI's taxonomy places the organism in Eukaryota, Metazoa, Cnidaria, Anthozoa, Scleractinia, Merulinidae.